Crotalus tigris (Tiger rattlesnake) is the source of this 6344-nucleotide messenger RNA. It is a transcript of the gene ATP10B, whose product is annotated as ATPase phospholipid transporting 10B (putative). Lineage: Eukaryota; Metazoa; Chordata; Lepidosauria; Squamata; Viperidae. Gene Ontology annotation, cellular component: plasma membrane. The record is from RefSeq and is a predicted model, not a curated record. Gene Ontology annotation, molecular function: ATP binding; ATP hydrolysis activity; magnesium ion binding. Bases 157 to 4620 code for a protein of 1487 amino acids. The transcript is spliced from 24 exons. Gene Ontology annotation, biological process: phospholipid translocation.
CUACCCUUGCUUUUCAACUCUGGGCUGUUAGUGUUAGACACCGUGCUGCUCUCCGCAUACUCAACUCAUUGGAAAAGCUAUUCCGUGAAACACUGCAGGCAGAUGAGAAGGCCACACAGAAGAAUCUGAUCAAUACUACAUUCCCUAUCUGUGACCAUGACUUUAUCAGUUGACUCAACUGUGUACUGUUGGCAACGGCCAAAAGAAGAAACUUCACAGCUGGAAUCAACACCUCUCUUAUCCUCUGACAAACCGAGGCAGAAACAGAAACACAACUGGGACAGUUGGAGGGUUGUCUUUCCUAGUAAUGCCAGAUUUCAAAAGGAGUUGGAAAAAGUCUUGAAGACAUAUUGCAAAAAUAGGAUACGAACAACAAAAUACACUUUGCUGAGCUUUUUACCUCAAAAUCUCUUUGAACAAUUUCACAGGUUGGCCAACGUCUACGUCCUCCUCUUGGUGGUCAUCAACUGGUUCCCACAACUGGAAGUUUUUCAUAAGAAUAUCACAAUGAUACCUUUAGUUGCUAUGCUUUUAGCUAUAGCAGUUAAGGAUGGCAUUGAAGAUUAUAAAAGAUACAAACUGGAUCAGCAGAUCAAUUCUUCUAAAACAAAGGCAUACAAUAAGAGCCGAAACACCUACAUUGAGAAGUGCUGGAAAGAUGUUCAAGUGGGAGACUUUGUGCAGCUGCAAUGCAAUGAGGUCAUUCCUGCUGAUAUUCUACUGUUAUACUCCUCUGAUCAGAACAGGAUCUGUUACUUGGAGACAGCAAAUCUUGAUGGUGAAACCAACCUUAAACAAAGACAAGUUGUGAAAGGCUUCUCCCAUCAGAAUACUGAAUUUGAGCCAGAAUUGUUCCAAAAUAUCAUUGUUUGUGAAAAACCUAACAAUGAUCUCAAUAGAUUUAUAGGCUACAUGGAACAGCCUGAUUGCACACAAAUUGGACUUGACAAUGAAAGCCUUCUUCUUCGUGGUUGCAUAAUAAGGAAUACAGAAGUUGCAAUAGGAAUUGUUAUCUAUGCAGGCCAUGAAACCAAAGCUAUGCUGAAUAACAGAGGUCCUCGGUAUAAACGCAGCAAGAUAGAACAACAGAUGAACAUGGAUAUAUUCUUCUGUGUGGGACUGCUCUUCAUCAUGUGUCUCAUUGGAGCAUUAGGUCAAAGUGUUUGGAAUGGACGUUUUCGCAUACAUCCCUUAUUUAUCAUCCCAGAUGUAAAUGGCAAUUACCUUGCUCCAGCUCUUGCAGGUUUCUACACAUUUCUAACAAUGAUCAUCCUUUUACAGAUCUUAAUUCCUAUCUCCCUCUAUAUAUCAAUUGAACUAGUCAAGUUGGGUCAAGUCUUCUUAAUUCAUAAUGAUAUUGACUUGUAUAAUGAAGAGAAAGAUUUGCCCAUACAAUGCCGAGCACUCAAUAUCACUGAAGAUCUGGGACAAGUUCAGUAUGUCUUCUCUGACAAAACAGGGACACUGACGGAGAACAAGAUGGUAUUUCGAAGAUGUACAAUUAAUGGGAAGGAAUUUUCACAUCAGGAAAAUGCUAAGCGGCUGGAUUCUUAUAAGGAACUUGAUUCAGAGAAUGAAGACUGGAAAAAACAUUUGAGCCUCCCCUCCAAAGUUGGAGAAACAACCACACUAACACAGAAAAACAAUGCUAGGCCUUUGCAAAGAUGUCAUAGUGCUCGGCCCCAUUUUCAGGGACAUGCAAGAAAGAAAUAUCAGGGUCUCUGGGGAAUAGCUCCAUCUCAGGUGGCAUUUAGCAGCACCCUUGAGAAAGACGUGACCCCUGACAACAGACUGCUGAUGAAAAUGAAGAACCUCUCAUGCCCACCAGAAUCUUUGAAAUCCUUUACAGCUGGAGGGACCACCUCUUCCAUCACAGACUUCUUUCUUGCUCUGACCCUCUGCAACAUGGUGGUGGUCUCCACAGCAACUGAACCAAGGCAAAGGAACUAUUUUAUGCACUCAGAAAAGUCCUUGUGGUUGAGCAAAGAAAUACAAUGCUCAGCUUUCUCCCUCCAUCAUCCCUUACAUUCUAAAUCAGAGGUCCCCAAUCCCCAGGUGCAGACCAGCACUGCCAAGAACCAGACUACACAGGUUACAACUCCAUCACUGAUGAAGCAGUCAGGACUCUCCCUGGAGAAAAUUCACCAGCUGUUCCAGUGGCUGAAGUUGGCAAGCCUCAGCCAGACAUCGAUUCAAUCAAGUUCAGACUUAGGAGAGAGCAUUAACACUGAGAGCAGCACAGCCUCUGCUGAAUCAAAUACAAAAGAUGAAUGUCCUACUCAAAGCUGUUCCAGCUUAACAGAUGAUGACAGUCUUAGAAGGGAGUCCUUCAGUGAGAAUGACCUCUGUGGGGUUUCAGAUCCUUCUCCAAAUGAGAGGAGCUUUGCAGGCAGAGACCAUGGGCCUUUGCAGGGAGAAUUUUGUUAUGAGGCAGAAAGCCCAGAUGAAGCAGCUCUAGUCCACGCAGCCCAUGCCUACCAGUUUACAUUAGUCUCCAGAACUCCUGAACAAGUGACUGUAAGGCUGCCGGAAGGGACUCUUCUGACCUUUGACCUCUUGUUCACAUUGGGAUUUGAUUCCAGCAGGAAGAGGAUGUCGGUGGUAGUGAGGCAUCCCCUCACCAAAGAAAUCAUAGUCUAUACCAAAGGGGCAGACUCCGCCAUAAUGGAUAUAUUGGAAGACCCUACCAAAGCUAGUGCAGCCAUGGAAAAAAGGAUAAGAAGAGUGAGAACACAAACACAAAAACAUUUAGAUUGGUAUGCACGUGACGGUCUGAGAACUCUAUGCAUAGCAAAGAAGGUUUUAAGUGAAGAGGAAUUUCAAAAAUGGCUCAACUUUCAUCAUGAGGCAGAAGUAGCUAUGGAAAACAGAGAUGAACUUUUAAUGGAAGCAGCACAACAUCUGGAAAGUAAACUCACUUUAUUAGGAGCAACAGGGAUUGAAGACCGGUUGCAAGAAGGAGUGCCUGAUACCAUUUCUGCCUUCAAAGAAGCUGGAAUCCAAACAUGGGUAUUAACUGGAGAUAAGCAGGAAACAGCUAUCAACAUUGCCUAUUCUUGCAAACUUCUAGACCAAAGAGACACUGUCUUUACCAUUAAUACAGAAAGUAAGGAAACUUGUGAAUCACUGCUGGAUAUCAUGUUGGAAGAGGUGCAGAAGGGUCAAGUAAUUCCUAGAAAAAUAUGGAGUAUUUUUGGCUUUAAGAUGCCAUUUUCUUGGUCAACCACAGGAUGUCCAAAUCCGGUGAUUGGACUAGUAGUUGAUGGGAGAGCUCUGAAUACUAUUUUCCAAGGACACCUCGAGCAUAAGUUUCUUCAGCUUACAAAAUAUAGCCACUCAGUUUUGUGCUGCCGAUGCACUCCCUUGCAGAAAAGCAUGGUGGUUAAACUUGUACGGAAUCAGCUGAAAGUGUUGACCCUUGCUGUAGGUGAUGGUGCAAAUGAUGUAGGUAUGCUCCAGGCAGCUGAUAUUGGAAUUGGCAUUUCUGGACAAGAAGGUAUGCAGGCUGUCAUGGCCAGUGAUUUUUCAGUAUCUCAGUUUAAGCACCUCAAGAAGUUACUUCUAGUCCAUGGGCACUGGUGCUAUUCUCGCUUGGGAAAGAUGGUGCUAUACUUUUUCUAUAAAAAUGUGACCUAUGUCAACCUUCUCUUCUGGUACCAGUUCUUCUGUGCUUUCUCUGGGGCUUCUAUGAUAGACUACUGGCAAAUGAUAUUUUUCAACUUGUUUUUUACAUCUGUGCCACCAUUAAUUUCUGGAGUUCUGGAUAAAGACAUUUCUGCAGAAACUCUGUUGAACCUUCCUGCACUUUACAAAAGUGGACAAAACUCAGAGAUUUACAAACCUCUAACGUUUUGCCUUGCUAUCUUGGAUGCCUUCUACCAGAGUCUCAUUUGCUUCUUUGUCCCUUAUCUAGUAUACCAGGAUUCUGAUACUGAUGUUUUCGCUUUUGGAACGGUAGUCAACACUGGUGCCCUUCUUACUAUUCUUUUUCACCAAGCUUUAGAAAUUCAGAUGUGGACCCUGUUCCAUGGGAUUGCAAUAAUUGGGAGCAUUUUGCUGUACUUCAUCUUCUCAUCCAUCUACAAUGCAACCUGUGUCCUUUGUAACCAUCCCACAAAUCCCUACUGGAUUAUGGAGAUGGAAUUUUCAGAGCCAAGCUUUUAUUUCACAAUCGUUAUUACGCCAGUCAUAGCACUUCUUCCAAGAUAUUUUAUAUUGGCUCUACAAGGGACUUUCAAAAUAUCUUGCAUCCUGAAAGCACAACAACUGGAAAAGUUGCCAAAAGAACAACAGGACUGGGAAAUAAAGAAAUGGAAGCUGAUAAAAGAAGGCCCAGCAAUUCACAGUAAUGUUCCUAGUCAACUCAAUGAAAAUAUCUGUGAUCAUGCAGCACUUGGGCUUCCUGAGACUAAUGUUCUUCAGGGGCUUGGGCCUCCACAGAAAGAAAUGCUUGGAGAAAGGACUUUGAAUGAGGAAGCCAAGGACGAUGGCAAAAGAUGCAUCCAGGAAGAGACUGGACAACUUUCAGCUGUGGAGCCAUUUACUAGCCAAAUCCCACAGAACACUGAAAGUUCUGCUCAGCGAAGCCAUCGGAGGUCUGUGAGUGCAGUGACUUUGUGAAGGAGGCACAGCUUUCAAGGAGGAAAAGUAAACAUUGACUGCUUUCCCAACACCUGUGGCUUCACUCUCCAUGAAUAAAGGCAAUGGAAGGAACAAUAUAAUUCCUGUUUAUGUUAGCAUAGCAGCAAUAUCUGGAUGGGAGACCUAAAAUAAAAUUUCACCAGCAUACCGAGAAAUUGUGUUUUGACUGUACAGUGCAAGACAUCAUGGAAGCAUAUGGCUAUAUAUUUCUUGUGGGGAGGAAAGGGGCUCAAAUAGUUUGGUGGACAAUUGCACAAAAUUUCCUUUGUGGGAACUUGAAAAUAGACAAUAUUUGUAGGGAAGGGCUGUUUCUUUUUUCCAGUGAAAUUUCAGAAUCAUGCCUCAUUUCUGCCUUGCUGAAGAAUAGAAGUUAUAUAGCUUCCAAACUUCAACAUUUUAGAAUAAAAUGAUUGUGUUUAAAGAUAUAAAGACAUAAACUAGUAAUCUAGGUAUUUUAAGUGGGAAUCCAAAACUGUUUUGAGGUUUUUUUAAAGAAAUCUGAAAUAUACUGUAUGUACAUAUGUAACAAAUAUUGCAUAUAGGUAUAUGUGAAAGACUGCACAUGCCAAGUUGUUUUUUAAUGGCCAGAUAGUUAUUUAGUUAUUUUAGGUAACUAGCAACCUAGUGAUCUAAUUCCAUAUUUGGAAAUAAUAUUUGUUGAUUUCUGAGGAAUUAUCAUCCAAGAUGUAUUUUUAAGAUCUUUACCUCUACUUUGAAUGGGAUGCCCAGGAAGGAAGGUGGAUCAGGGAUCUAGAAAGUAAAGAGAACUCCUAGGAAGAGAGAGUGAAGGAAGGAACCAAGGAAAAGUAAAUCCUAUUAAGAGAGAAUGAGGGAAGGAACCAAGCCAGUUCAGCCUUGAAAUGGGCAUAAUAGCACCGUUUGAACAACUAAAAGAAAGUUUCACCAAAGGAAGUCCAGACCUGUUCUCUAUUACCUGGAAUUAUAAAUUUAAGCUGUGAGAAGGCAGUUUUGGUUGAAUGUUAUAGGAAAAGAUAAUUCCUAACAGUAAGAGCAUUUCAAUGGUGGGGGGGGAGAGAAGAGAAGGAGGCACAUCUUUUCUCUAAAUGUGUCAAAGCAGGGCAUGCUUUCAUUUCCCACACUGAAUGAAGGUUAGGCUACAUAUUCCAAAUCACCUUAUUGUCUGGAUUCAUAAGAAUGACAGCUGACUUCCCAGACUGGGAAUACUCAUACUUUCAUCUCAGGCAGAAUCAGUACCAAAGGUAUGACUUCUGUCACAUAAAGAAAAAAAGCAUGUGCCCCAGCCUUUUCUUCUCCUUCUCAAGAAAAAGCCUGGUGUUUUUUUUAAAGCGGUUGCAAGAGUUCUGAUAAAAAGCUGGAAUUAUCAUCUGAGGCCAGAGAAAGUCCAGAGGAAAACAGAGGACUUUGUUUUGGGAUACCCCUAAGCAAAAAAGAAAACAUUUAAGCAGAAGCUGUAUUAAUUGUUAAUUUAUUCUGUCUGUUUCUGUUUUAAGUUGAGUAUUAUUUAUAUCUCUACCCAAGCUCACUAAUCCUGUCUUGUAUGCAUAUAGCAUAUAGCAUGUGUUAUGAUCAUUUUUUCCCCCAGGAAAUCCUCUGAGUUUAUAGUAAAACUCGGAACUUGGUGAAUUUAUGAUAUGGUAGUACCAUUACUGUAAUUCCUUUUUAAAGUUUUUGCUGUCCAUUGAUUUGAGAAGCUCUGACUUUACCUCUUUCAAAAUGUUAAC